Dichomitus squalens LYAD-421 SS1 is the source of this 1542-nucleotide messenger RNA. RefSeq lists its product as uncharacterized. Bases 1 to 1542 code for a protein of 513 amino acids. The transcript has 5 exons. The record is from RefSeq and is a predicted model, not a curated record. NCBI's taxonomy places the organism in Eukaryota, Fungi, Basidiomycota, Agaricomycetes, Polyporales, Polyporaceae.
AUGGCUGAUUCACUAGCCAGUGUCAUAGAUCAACUCACGUCCAUAUCCCACUUCCUUUCCCAACCGCUGGUCUCCACCUUGUUCCACUACCAUCCAAACAACCUGGGCCAGUCGUCAUUCGAUCCACCACCAGAGUGGGAGGGAUGGUGGGACUGGGCAGGUGGUGAAUGCGAGGCAGAGGUUGGCACUGAACUAGAUGAUCCUUGGCUUCUCCUUCUGAAAUACUACGACUCUCGCGUAUCUGGACACGAGUGUUCAGACAAGACAUCCUCAGUACCUCCUAUCCUUCGGUCUUUGAUCAACGACGCUUGCCGUCUUGCUCUCCCUCGUGACAUAGGCUACGUCUAUCCCGAUGGUCGUUGCUCGAUAACUCAGCUGCCUAACGACCUCAAGUCACAAGCAUUGCCUGGGAUGUCUCCAAAGAAGGCGCAUGAAGUCGUUCAGAUGGUCGGCUUUCUGGAAACACUACUAUCGUUCCAAUCAUCCCUGGGCAGUCUAAAUCAUGUAGUUGACAUCGGUGCGGGACAAGCAUAUGUAUCACGCAUGCUGCGUGAUCGACUCAAUUUGCAUGUCCUUGCGCUCGACUGGAGCGAGGUUCAGAAGCGAGGUGCCUCGCGGAAGGAUGCGUCGAAGAUAGCUCGUCGAGCACGCCCAACACAACCCGAAGUCGUCAACGCCGACACUGCAUCUCCGGCGUCGGAUACGCGGAGGACUGCUCUCGGCCCCAAGGCCGGCUCCAUGACAUAUGUCACUACGAGGAUCGAUGCAGAUUCGCUUGUCUCGGCUACAGAUGCAUGGGUAGAAGAUCGUCAGGCCGUGAUAUCUAACAAUGACGCGACCCCGGAGGUUACGCCUGUACUCUUCAUCGGCCUACAUGCAUGCGGAUCCCUUACUACGGACAUUAUUCGGGCCUUCCUGUCUGCUAGGAGGGCAGGUACAUCCCUUCGUUCUACCUCAUGGAUGCCCCACGGCGCCGUCAUCGUGGGUUGCUGCUACAACUUGAUGCGGUCGGAAGAUUUCCCGCUGUCCCGGACUCUCGCCGCACAAGUGCCAUCGCAAUGGCUGCGGUCCCAGCAGAGCUUGGGCUCGGCACGGUUGGCGAUGCGGAAGAUUGCAUGGCGCGCGCUGCUCGAAGAUCAUCUUCAGGAGACGCAGGACGACGUGGGUCAUGAGCGACUCGGCUCGGAGGCGAACGACGGUGGCACCGCAGAGAUGCACAGGAACCGCAGAAAACGACUAGGCAGGCUGAAUGACCAGGCGUUCGCCAAUUGGGAGACCUUUGCCGAUGUGGUGCGAACGAAAUUACAUCUACAGCUGGCUGAUUGGUCGAGACCUCCAUCUCGAGUGGAGAGAAGGAUAGAGGUCAUGCACAUGCUUCGAUGCAUUGUAGGGCCGGUUGUGGAGGCCUACAUCUUGCUGGACCGUUUCGCGUGGAUCACAGAAGAGUUGAAGGGCACACCGAUGGCUGUUGAGCUGGUCAAUCUCUUUGAUCAAGCAAGCGGUAGCGGACGAAAUAUCGCCAUUGUGAUACAUCCAUCGUAA